Messenger RNA from Knipowitschia caucasica, 4593 nucleotides. The record is from the annotation of a GenBank genome assembly. Lineage: Eukaryota; Metazoa; Chordata; Actinopteri; Gobiiformes; Gobiidae.
AUGACGGAGACAGUGGAAGUGCGCUCCAGCGGCUCCUCCACCAUGGUGAUCGAGGGCCGGCCAGCAGAGGGCGCCAUCCCCAGGCCCAAGAAGUCCCUGUCAGAGGAGUUCUACUCCACCUUCAGUUCACCGCUGGCCUGGGUCCUGGUGGUGGCGCUGUUGGCCACAUGGACCUGCGUGAUUGUGCUGCUGCUGGAUGGAGCAGGAGGAGAAGCAGGAGGUCAUGCUUCAGUUGGAGUCAGAAAGAUCCUGAAGGACUCAAGUCGCAGAGCGGCGGUGGAGAAACCCUCAGACCCACUCCGAUUGGUCAAAGGAGCAGCAGAAGAGUCUUUGAACUUUCUCAAUGGCAUCAUCCGAUUGGCUGCCGGCCUGGUUGCCCCUGACGACGAUGACGGGAACCUGUACGCGGUCCGUAAAAAAGCAGUGAGCUGGUUGGACGAAGAGGAGGCUGUGACGCUGGAGCUCAACUCUUCAUCAGGAGGAGAAUUCCUCCCCUCCAGAAACAAAGUUGUGGGGAUGCAGGCCAAGAAGAAACUCCCUGUGAUAGAAGUGGUGGAAGAAGAUGAUGAAGAUCUGGUGCCUGAGGAGGAAGAGGAGGAGCCAGAGGAGGAGGAAGAACCAGGUGAGGAGUCAGGGGAGGAGGAAGAGGAGGAGCCAGAGGAGGAGGAAGAACCAGGUGUGAAGACAGGGGAGGAGCCAGAGGAGAAGGAAGAACCAGGUGAGGAUUCAGGGGAGGAGGAAGAGGAGGAGCCAGAGGAGGAGGAAGAACCAGAUGAGGAGUCAGGGGAGGAAGAGGAAGAGGAGGAGCCAGAGGUGGAGGAAGAACCAGCUGAGGAGUCAGGGGAGGAGGAGCCAGAGGAGGAGGAAGAACCAGGUGAGGAGUCAGGGGAGGAGGAAGAGGAGGAGCCAGAGGAGGAGGAAGAACCAGAUGAGGAGUCAGGGGAGGAGGAAGAGGAGGAGCCAGAGGAGGAGGAAGAACCAGCUGAAGUUGAGGAGGAGGAGGAAGAGGAAGAGGAGGAGGAGGAGGAGGAGGAGCUGUCUGAAGAGUACGAGGAUUACUACGAGGAAGAAGAGGAGGAGGUGGAGCUAGAGGAGGAGGAGGGGGAGGAAGAGGAGGAGGAGGCUGAGCUAGAGGAGGAAGAGGAGGAGUUAGAGGACGAGGAGGAGGCGGAGUUAGAGGAGGAGGAGGGGGAGGAAGAGGAGGAGGAGGCUGAGUUAGAUGAGGAAGAGGGGGAGGAAGAGGAGGAGGAGGCUGAGUUAGAUGAGGAAGAGGAGGAGUUAGAGGAGGAGGAGGAGGGUGAGUUAGAGGAGGAAGAGGAGGAGUUAGAGGACGAGGAGGAGGGGGAGGGAGAGGAGGAGUCAGAGGAGGGGGAAGAAGAAGAGGAGGCUGAGCUAGAGGAGGAAGAGGAGGAGUUACAGGAGGAGGAGGGUGAGUUAGAGGAGGAAGAGGAGGAGUUAGAGGAGGAGGAGGGUGAGUUAGAGGAGGAAGAGGAGGAGGAGACGGACGAGGAGGAGGGGGAGGAAGAGGAGGAGUCAGAGGAGGGGGAAGAAGAAGAGGAGGCUGAGCUAGAGGAGGAAGAGGAGGAGGAGGAGGAAGAGGCGGAGUCAGAGGAGCAUGAGGAGGAAUUAGAGGAGGAGGAAGAGGCAGAGUUAGAGGAGGAGCUAGAGGAGAAUGAGGAGGCGGAGGAAGAGGAGUUAGCUGCAGCUGAUGAAGACGAGGAGGAGGACGCAGAGGAGACAGAGGCUGUUUCAGCAGAGGAGGAAGAGGAAGAUGAUGAUGCAGAGGCUGAGGAGGAAGAAGAGGAGAAAGAGGAGGAGGACACAGAAACAGCUGAGGUCCAAGAUCAAGAAGAGGAGGAGGAGGCUGGAGCAGAGGCUGUAUCUGAAGAGGAGGAUGAUGAAGAUGAAGAGGAGGAGGAGGCUGGAGCAGAGGCUGUAUCUGAAGAGGAGGAUGAUGAAGAUGAAGAGGAGGAGGAGGAGGAGGCUGGAGCAGAGGCUGUAUCUGAAGAGGAGGAUGAUGAAGAUGAAGAUGAAGAGGAGGAAGAGGAGGCUCCAGGAGACGCAGAGGAGGAGGAGACAGAAGCGGGUGAGGAGUUAGCGGCAGCUGAGGAGGACGAUGCAGAUGAAGAGGAUGAGGAAGAGGAGACAGAAGCAGCUGAAGAAGAGGAGGAGACAGAAACAGCUGAUGAAGAGGAGGCUGAAGGAGCAGAGGAGGAGGAGGAAGAGGAGACACAAGGAGCUGAUGAAGAGGAGACUGAAGGAGCAGAGGAGGAGGAAGAGGGUGAGGAGACAGAAGCAGCUGAUGAAGAGCAGGCUGAAGGAGCAGAUAAGGAGGAGGAGACAGAAGCAGCUGAUGAAGAGGAGGAGACAGAAGCAGCUGAUGAAGAGGAGGCUGAAGGAGCAGAGGAGGGGAGCGAUGAAGUUCCUGAGCCUGUGUCCAGUGACGAAGAGGAGGAGCUGACUGAUGAUGAAGAAGAUGAGGAGGACAGUGAUGAAGAGGAGGUGUCAGAUUCCUCUGUCCUCAGUCAAUCAGAGCUCUCCUCCUCUGACGCUGAGGAAGAGGAGGACAGCGAGGGAGAGGAACUGGCUGCUGCUGAAGAGGAGGAAGAGGAGGAGGAAGAGGCUGUUGAAGAGGAGGAGGUGGAGGAAGAGGUGGAGGAGGAGGAAGAGGCUCCGGCUGCUGUUGAGGAGGUGGAGGAAGAGGAGGAGGUGCUGAGGAUCACAGAGACGGAUGAAGAGCUGGAGGACGUUCUCAUUAUGGAAACUGAAGCUGUGGAUUUGUCAGAAGAGGAAGAAACAGAGGACACAGAGGAGGAGUCUGUCGAAUCCUCAGAGUUAUUCGCCGACAAUGAAGACGACGAAGAAGAAGAGGCUGUCGGCCUGUUUGAAUCGGAAGAUGAUGCAGAGGAGGAGGAGGAGGAUCAGGAGGAGGAGCUGAAGGAGGAGGAGGAUCAGGAGGAGGAGGAGGAGCUGGAGGAGGAUCAGGAGGAGGAGCUGGCCUCAGUUGAAUCCACAGACAGCGGUGUUUUAGGAGACGAUGAGGAGGAAGAGUCUGCAUCCUCUUCCUCAGCGUCACUGGACUCAGAGGACAGCAGCUCAGUGAUCCUGGACACAGAUACAGAGGAUUCUGAAGUAACGUCUGUGGAGAGCAGCAGUGGAGACGCAGAGGACGAUGAAGAGGAAGCAGGUGAAGAGGAUGAUGAAGAGGAAGAAAAGUCAGAUUCCCUGCUGUCCUCAGACUCCUCCGCAGGGGGCGCUGUGCAGCCUGAGCCCUCCUGUUCAUGUGAGGAUAAAGAGGCCGAACCAGAGGUGGUGCGCAGAGUUUCAGCCAUCAGAUCCAGGAGAAAAGAACGAGACGUGACGCAGAGCAAAGCAGCUGACAAACCCAAACGAUCUGGUCUUCCCCGGAUCACUCUGGAACCGGUCCGGACCCGCAGGAUCCCGGCCUUCGCCAAAGCAGUGAGAAGAGCGAAGGCCAAAGCCGCCAGAGCAGCUGCGUCAGAGGCGGAGCCAAAAGAGGAGGCCACGCCCCCACAGGAUGGUGGCGCCCCCUGCAGGCCAGCCCCAGUGUACUACCCCACCCCCCCAGGGUGGUACGUGCAUCACAUUGUCACGGAUACCCCGUUCCCCCCACCCCUACCCUCUGCUCCUGCGGCUCCUGUACUUACGGCUCACCCGUACCCGCCCCUCUACCCCCCCAUUUACCAGUACCAGCCGUAUGCCCCUCCUCCCAUGGCUCAAGCCACGCCCCCUGCGCCUGAAGCCACACCUCCUGCACCUGAAGCCACGCCUCCUGCACCUGAAGCCACACCACCUACAGCUGAAGCUCAUCCGACUGCCCCAGAGGCCACACCCCCUGCUGGUCACACGGUGGAACUUCCUCCAGCCUCAGUAGAGGAAGCAGAGACAGCACCACCUGCAGGAAAAGCACAGGAACUGAAGGAGAAGGAGGAGGAACAACAGGAGGAGGAACCACAGGAAGAGCAGCAGGAGGAGGAGGAGCAGCAGGAAGAAGAGGAGAAGCAGGAGGAGGAGCAGCAGGAGCAGGAGGAGGACAUUGCUGUGGUCCAGGACGAGGAUGAAGAUGAGGAGGAGCAGCAGGAGGAUGAAGAGGAUGAGAAGGAUCAGGAGGAGGAGCCAGAGUCAUCCAAACCCCCAGAGAAGAAGAAAACGGCUGCAGACAAAGAUGAAAAACAGAAGAAACAGAAACAGCCUGCAGCAAAAACAGAUUCUGAGAAUAAAAAACGAACCUCAGAAAAAACAGUGAAGAAUAAACCCAGAGCCGCAUCUCGCAAACCUCUGGAGCCCAUUCGACUGAAGCCACUCAGGAGCGACAGCGGCAACUCCUCCCAGGCCACGGAAAAAGAUUCAUUGUCACCGCAGAGACGCUCAGAUGAAGCAGCGCCACCUGCAGGCGACAAGAAGAAGACAGGUCAGAAGUUUUUCCAGUGCGUCUUUGUUCCUGGAAAAGGCGGGAACUUCUCCCCACGACCUAUGACCCCGGCCAUGCCCGUGAUGAUGUCACCAGCUUUCAGGGCCGCAAUGGAGCAGAGGCGUGAGAGUGAGAAAGAUAGAGGAGCAGGACGACAAUAG